Messenger RNA from Saimiri boliviensis boliviensis (Bolivian squirrel monkey), 2883 nucleotides. It is a transcript of the gene PIK3R6, whose product is annotated as phosphoinositide-3-kinase regulatory subunit 6. Gene Ontology annotation, biological process: positive regulation of MAP kinase activity; G protein-coupled receptor signaling pathway. NCBI's taxonomy places the organism in Eukaryota, Metazoa, Chordata, Mammalia, Primates, Cebidae. Gene Ontology annotation, molecular function: 1-phosphatidylinositol-3-kinase regulator activity. Gene Ontology annotation, cellular component: phosphatidylinositol 3-kinase complex, class IB. The record is from RefSeq and is a predicted model, not a curated record.
CUCUGUGCAGAAAAACAAGCAAUUUGUUUUCCAUUCUGCUGCCUGAGACAACCACAUCCUCUUCCCACACCCGACAGGCUCCCAUGGAAAGUUCAGAUGUGGAGCUGGACCUCCAGAGGAGUGUGCAGGCUGUGCUCCGUGAGCUAAGCACCCAGACCCCUGCCCUGCAGAGCAACCAAGGCAUGUGGAGGUGGUCCCUGCACAGGAAGGUCGAGCGAGAUCCUAGUAAGAGCCCGGCGCUGGUCCGCAUUCUGCUCAGAGAACUGGAGAAGGCGGAAAGCGAGGACCUCCGACAUGUCAUCAUUCCCUUGCUGCACACUGUAAUGUACGUGCUUACCAAGGCCACAGGAAUCACAGAGGAGCUCUACCAGAGAACCUAUGCCUUUUGCACAAGAUUGCUGACCCUGCCUACCCCCUACUGCACAGUCGCCUUGGACUGUGCGACAAGGUUGAAAACGGAGACAGCCGUCCCAGGGACACUGUACCAAAGGAUGGUCAUCGCCGAACAGAACUUGAUGAAUGAACCAUAUCCGUACCAAGAGAGAGUGUUCCUCUUCGUGGAUCCUGAGCUGGUGUCUGCCUCUGUAUGCAGCGCUCUGCUACUGGAGAUCGAGGCAGCCCAGGUGCAACAGACACCGGAGGCCUGCAUGCGCCACGUGGUCUCCCAUGCCCUACAGGCGGCUCUGGGGGAGGCCUGCCAUGCAGGCGCUCUGCACAGGAAGCUGCAGGCCAGCUCCCUCCGCACCCUGGAGCACUAUUUCCACGCCGUGGUGGCUGCCGUGGAGCAGAUGGCCAGCGAGGCCAGCCCGAGCCGGGCGGGACACGUGGAGAGGCUGGAGGAGAUUUACUGCUCGCUGCUGGGGCCAGCGGCGGGGCACUGCUGCGGUGACCCUGUCCAAGAGCGGCCACCAAGCAUUCCCCUGCCCAGCCCCUCCAUUACCUUCCACCUGUGGACCGGCAAGGAGCAGCUCUGGAAGGAACUGGUGCUCUUCCUCCGCCCAAGAUCCCAGCCGCGCCUCAGUACUGACUUGGAGGUCUUGGAUCUGCAAGGCCUCCGGCCAGACCGGGAAUUGGCCCGGGUGUCCGUGCUGUCCACUGACAGUGGCAUCGAGCGGGACCUUCCCCUGGGAGCUGAUGAGCUACCUGCACCCAGCAGCCCCGACAUGGAGCGAGCUGGGCUGCAGCGCAAAGGAGGCAUUAAGAAGCGUGUGUGGCCCCUGGACUUCUUGAUGCCUGGCAGCUGGGACGGGCCCCCAGGGCUGCACCGGAGGACAGGCAGGCCCGGUGGGGAUGGGGAAGUGCUUCCCGGCGUCUCUCGGCUGCACACAGCCCGGGUACUUGUGCUGGGAGACGACAGAAUGCUCGGGCGCCUGGCCCAGGCCUACCACAGACUCAGGAAACGGGAGACCCAGAAGUUCUGCCUCACUCCCAGACUCAGCCUGCAGCUCUACUACAUCCCAGUGCUGGCGCCUGAGAAGCCUGCAGCAUCCAGGCAGACAGAGCUGGGAGAGCUGGCUGCGUUCCUGGGCCGCGUAGACCCAUGGUACCAGAGCACCAUCAAUACACUGUGCCCCGCCAUCCACAAGCUGGCUGAGAUGCCUCCUUCCCUGGACACAUCCCGGACUGUGGACCCCUUCAUCCUAGAUGUCCUCACCUACUAUGUCCGCAUGGGCACCCAACCCAUUUAUUUCCAGAUCUACACAGUCAAGAUCUUCUUCAGUGACCUGAGCCAAGACCCUGCUGAGGACAUUUUCCUCAUUGAGCUCAAGGUGAAGAUCCAAGAUUCUAAAUUCCCCAAAGAUGGCUUUUCACCCAAGAAGAGAGGUGUGGCCGAGGGCCCAGGGGCGGAGCUCUCCCUGUGUUACCAGAAGGCCUUGCUCAGCCACCGGCCCCGAGAGGUCACCGUUUCCCUGCGGGCCACUGGGCUGGUCCUGAAGGCCAUUCCAGCCAGUGACACAGAAGUUUCAGGGUCUCCUCAUUGCCCCCUGCCUGCUGCUCCUGUCACAGACCACACAUGUCUGAAUGUCAGCGUGACAGAGGUCGUCAAGUCCUCCAACUUGGCGGGAAGGUCCUUCUCUACAGUGACCAACACCUUCAGGACAAACAAUAUCCAGAUCCAGAGCCAGGACCAGAGGCUGCUGACAUUGUCACUGGACAAGGAUGAUCAACGCACUUUCAGGGAUGUGGUCAGAUUCGAGGUCGCUCCCUGCCCAGAACCAUGUUCUGGGGCCCAGAAGUCCAAGGCGCCGUGGCUCAAUUCACAUGGGGAAAAGGAGAUGGAAACGACCAAAGCCAAGCCCAAACCCCUGCUGAUGCCUAUCAACACGUUUUCUGGCAUUGUCCAGUGAGCCUGCGGGGACAGCAGGCCCAGAAGGAAGGAUAUACUACCCCAUCAACCCCAAACACUUACACCUACAGCCAGAGCAAGGCCCAGCUCUGCGGGGCAGCUUUGGCCUUGACCAGGUGCCAGCGAGCGUCUGGGAGCACAGAGAGCCUGCUGUGGGGACUGUGAUGAAGAAGGGCUCACACGGAGGCCUACGGAUGGCCUGGGCAAUGCCACAGCUGCUUGAGAACACACACACCAAGCCCAGCUUCUCACACAAAUGGCUACUCCUUCAUUUAGCUUUAAUUCCCACUUCUCCCACUGUCCUCUCCCACUCAAGCUUCCCACCCAGCCCUUAAAACCAGGGUUAGAGCUGCUGUUUUGACCAGAGCCCUGUGGUCCUAGGGGAAAAUAGGAAGCAGGGAACAGCAAUGGCACUGCCUCCCUCCCAAGUUUCUUCCCUUCCCACUCUCAGGCCACUGCCCACCUCACCCAGCCCAGGCAAGGGCCUCUAUCAGGUGGGGGAAAAAUGUCAGAUUCAAUAAACAUACACUGAAAUC